Molecule: messenger RNA, 1737 nt
Organism: Kogia breviceps (pygmy sperm whale)
Lineage: Eukaryota; Metazoa; Chordata; Mammalia; Artiodactyla; Physeteridae
Gene: HSD3B7
Product: hydroxy-delta-5-steroid dehydrogenase, 3 beta- and steroid delta-isomerase 7
Biological process (GO): steroid biosynthetic process
Molecular function (GO): 3-beta-hydroxy-Delta5-steroid dehydrogenase (NAD+) activity
Source: RefSeq, a predicted model, not a curated record
GCGGAAGGGGACGGUGAGUCGCUGGCCCAGGAGCCUGUAGAAGAUGGCCUCCGGUGGCCGGUUUGGGCGGCCUGGGACCGUGGCUGCAGUGUCUCUUUCCCCAGCCAGGCAUGGCAGACUCUGCACAAGCCCAGAAGCUGGUGUACCUGGUCACAGGUGGCUGUGGCUUCCUGGGGGAACAUGUGGUCCGCAUGCUGCUGCAGCAGGAACCCCAGCUCCGUGAGCUGCGCAUCUUUGACCUACACCUGGGUCCCUGGCUGGAGGAGCUGAAGACAGGGCCCGUGCAGGUGACUGCCAUCCAGGGGGACGUGACCCAGGCCCACGAGGUGGCAGCAGCUGUGGCCGGAGCCCACGUGGUCAUCCACACAGCUGGGCUGGUGGACGUGUUUGGGAAAAGCAGUCCUGAGACCAUCCAUGAGGUCAACGUGCAGGGCACGCGGAAUGUGAUUGAGGCUUGUGUGCAGACUGGAACACGCUUCCUGGUCUACACAAGCAGCAUGGAAGUUGUGGGUCCCAACAUCAAAGGCCAGCCCUUUUACAGGGGCAAUGAGAAUACCCCAUACGAAGCGGUACACAGACACCCCUAUCCUUGCAGCAAGGCCCUGGCUGAGCAGCUCGUCCUGGAAGCCAAUGGGAGGAAGGUCCUCGGGGGGUUGCCCCUCGUGACAUGUGCCCUGCGUCCCACCGGUAUCUACGGCGAAGGCCACCAGAUCAUGAGGGACUUCUACCACCAGGGCCUGCGCCUGGGGGGUCGGCUCUUCCGGGCCAUUCCAGCCUCUGUGGAGCAUGGCCGGGUCUAUGUGGGUAACGUGGCCUGGAUGCACGUGCUGGUGGCCCGGGAGCUAGAGCACCGAGCUGCACUCAUGGGUGGCCAGGUGUACUUCUGCUAUGACAACUCACCUUACAAGAGCUAUGAGGACUUCAACAUGGAGUUCCUGGGCCCCUGUGGACUCCGGCUGGUGGGUACCCGCCCACUGUUGCCCUACUGGCUGCUGGUGUUUCUGGCUGCCCUUAACAUCCUGCUGCAGUGGCUGCUGCGGCCGCUGCUGCUCUAUGCGCCCCUGCUCAACCCCUACACGCUGGCUAUGGCCAACACCACCUUCACCGUCAGCACCGACAAGGCUCGGCGCCAUUUUGGCUAUGAGCCCCUGUUCUCCUGGGAGGAGAGCCGGACCCGCACCAUCCGCUGGGUGCAGGCCGUGGAGGGCUCAGCCCAGUGACGGUGGAGCUGGGCCUGGAGGCCAGCCUGGCACAGCCAUCCAGGUCCAGAGCCCUCAGACCCUGGUGGGGAGGGAAGGCUGCAUUCUAGAGCCGGAGGAGGGGUCUGGUGCCUGCCAGACUGGCUGUCCUAGAGUUCUCCACAUUGUAAUUCAUGAGCCUUGAGCUUGUGUCCUAAUACCCCUCCGUUCUAGGGCAGGGUUUUGGAGCAAGUGUGUCUUCACUCUCAACCCAGGCCUGACGGCUGUUUGGCGAGGCUCUGAUUCCCCUGACGUUCUCAACGGUCCCAUCCCAUUUCUGGCUUUUCAAGCAGGAAGUGGGUAGAAGUUCCACAGGGCCUCAUGCUGGACCUCAGAUAUCCAGGUUUGAUCCUCAGACCUGGAUUCAGAGUGAAGAUGCUUUCUGGCUCCCCCCACCACCUUUGUUCCUCCUUGGGGGUCAUAGCCCCAUUAUUUUAAAACAUUUAUUACCCUUGGACAUUUAUCUUUUAAUUCUCUUCAACGAAGGCUGAGGAAAUCU